Messenger RNA from Porites lobata, 2305 nucleotides. Lineage: Eukaryota; Metazoa; Cnidaria; Anthozoa; Scleractinia; Poritidae. The record is from the annotation of a GenBank genome assembly.
AUGGCGCCCAAUCAGAAAGUCAACGUCCAUGCAACUCUGUCCAUGGGAGCCCAGGAGCCAAACAAGAUAGAAACCAAAUCCAGUCAAGCUUUAUCUGUCAAAGAAGACUGCAUAUUGGAAGACGAAACGGGCACAAUGGAACUCCAUAUAUGGGAACCGUUAUUUACACAACUGAAAAGCAAUAAGGCCUAUUAGUAUGUGUAAUAGGACUAAAUGCUGUCCAGUUUGGAAAUAAUUGGAUGAAAAAAAUUCCGAGGAUAGCCAAAAUUGGACGAGGCCGUAGGCCGAGUCCAAUUUGGCUGUCAUAGGAAUUUUUUGAAUCCAAUUAUUUCCAAAUUGGACAAGCAUGUAGUCGUCUUACUUAUUAAUUAUAUAGCUAGUGAGGAAAUACAGCUUCGCAAGGAAAACUAUGGGAACUGUCUCUGAUAAAAAACAGACUGAAAUCUUAAUAAUUGUUUAAUUUUAAUUCAUUUUUAAAUACAUGCUGUAGUCCAAAUAGAAAUGAAUUUCAUUAUCACAAUUGAAUUAAUAAAUAUAAUAAAUGUAACAAUACUGUAAAACUUUAAGGUCAAAAAAUUUAGAAUUUCAUUAUUUUGAAACUAUCCAGUUUUCAAUAUCAAGAAAUAAAAGUGUGUAAAGAAAUAACACACACACAAUAAAGAUGGAAAAGAUUAAGAAAAGAAUCAAUUAACAAAGUGCAGAAAAAAUAAAAUUAAUUAUUUUAGUCUGUACAAAACACGCACGCAUUAAAAAAGUGCAAAACUACAAUGAAUACAAGAAAGGUGUAAAUUUAAAGUUUUUGUACAGUCAGCAAUAGCUAGUCCUCAUCUGAGUCUGAGAGUACAGAAGCUCUGAUCCUUUUCCAUGUACGUCGUGGCUCUGUGCUUUGGUGAGUUGGCACUGGCAUAUUAGAUAGACCUGGAAAGCCAGGAAAUGCACCAUUGAAAUUCACUGUACCUGUAAAGUUGUUGAUGGUACUGAAACUGUUGCUGGAAGAACUGUCAGGACUGGUUAUGAUGCUGAAAUCUUCCACCAUCAUUGAAUAGUGCUCUUGUCUCCCUCGGAGGCCAAAGUGUUCUGUGACAUUUUUAAAGUUUACAUUGACAGAGCUUGAGCAGAAUGUUUACCGAGCUGACCUGACUGCCAGAGGAAUUCUUCGCCUUCUUCAUUCAAAGCGUGAGAUGUCUGGGUAACUUUAAAAUGGAAAUAAUACUGUUUUGCAAUGUAUGAAUUUUAGUCUCUUUAUAUACUGGUAGUUUACUUAACUAUUUGUGUGUGUUUCUCUGUUUUCUUUGUUCUUGUGUCCCUGACCUAAACAUUUAAACAUCUUUUCUUUUAACUGGCUGCCUGGCAUUUUUAACUCUUAGGUUAUUUCGGGCAGCCAGCGCCCCUAUCAUUGUCUGUACUAUUGUUAUAAAUUUUUAUUUCUUGUAUAUUUGGGGUGAAAUAAAGUGUUGUUGUUGUUGUUGUUGUUGUUGUUGAUGCAUUUUUUCGCUUUCCGUAACCCUUCACUCUCAAUUCUCUUGCUUUCGCCUGAAGUUGUUGCCUUGACUUUUCAAAUUCGCGGUCUCGCAAGAUGCUGUGUUUUUUGCCAGCGUUUUUUAAAUGGCGGUCCAACGCGCUCUGCAUCACUGCCAGACUUUCUGGUUCAUAUUCGCCGCCGUCUUUUUUUCGAAUUUCGGCAAAGAAGCGGCAGAGAAUUGCAUCUAGCUCUUCUGGAGGGAUAUCUUCAAAACAUCUCGCUUCGUUACGCAGGAGUUUCCACUCGUUGAAAACGUUCAGUCACGUUUUUGUGCUCUUGGCGGUGUUUGAGUUUUCGUUUCUGCUUCUAAGAGUAUUAAUUUCCUCUUCCUGCAACCAUGGAAAUCUCUCAUUUGUGUUAGAACUGCUAAAGAUGGAAAAAUUUGGCAAAUUUUCUUCACUGAAUUCCUCCAUGUUGUCAACAACAAUGGCGACCUGUCCUUCUUUCAGUACUGACGUUUGCUCACUGCUGUUUGGUUGGUUUCACAAUCCAUUGUUUUUUCUCGGAUUUCAUUGGCUGAAACAAACUGUCCUAUUUUUUCCCAAACAGGACAGUUUCUGCAUUUUUACUCAAAUUCCAUAUAGAAAACUGUCCAAAUUAAAUCCCAAAUUGGACAGUUCUGAGAAAUUAAAGGAUAAUAGCCGUGCUGACAAUACUGGAUUAACUGACUGCUAUAUAAUUACUUUCAAAACCUCACACUACGGUAUUAUCAAGGAUCAAAAUUCCUUAGCACCAACAGGAAUACAACUUACAGUGAGGAAACCACAACUCUCAAAAAAUUAG